Messenger RNA from Vigna radiata var. radiata (mung bean), 1907 nucleotides. RefSeq lists its product as uncharacterized. The transcript is spliced from 2 exons. NCBI's taxonomy places the organism in Eukaryota, Viridiplantae, Streptophyta, Magnoliopsida, Fabales, Fabaceae. The record is from RefSeq and is a predicted model, not a curated record. Bases 495 to 899 code for a protein of 134 amino acids.
AAAAGCAAUUCAAAAUUUAAAAGGGUCCAAAAUGUUAAUGGAGGGGUAAAAACCUAAAAAGUGUGACUGCAUAGAGUAAACAGAACCAUGGUUGCCUAUGGGCUCGAGGCCCAGCUAAGAAAAGGAAAAGAAAGAGGAAAGGGGGGGGGGUGCCAGGAUAAGAAACAAGGGUGCUAAAACUCUUUGUUAGAGUUUUCAGAAGUGUUAAUGGGCUUAAGGCCCAACAAAAACGCAGCAGCAUGUGAAUGAAAGUUGGGGGUGUGAACGUGAGAAAAUGGGGUGCGAAUUAGAAAGGAGUUUUUUUCCUUGUGUUGCCUGACGCUGGCCCAGGGCCCUCUUUCUGCUUUCUAACCUAGAGUUCCUUAGGGGUUGUGCUUCCUGCAUCUCAUUUCAAUACUUUCACUCAAAGCCAAGAGACCCAGGGUCUCUUCUCCGAGCAAGCAAACCAGGUCUGCAUCCCCUGCGCGUGCCGCUGGCUCCUCGGACCAGCCACCAUGUCGGCCUUCCCGCUCCGACCAAGGCGUCGUCGGCGGCCAAACGUUGCCGGAGCUGCCGCCAGCCGUGACGCAAAAUCCCUCUUUUCCUUUCCUCACGCGAGAACAGGGGAGUGUCGUAUUUCUCUCCUUCAACUGACCACCACCGAGAUCCUCCGCCGUCGCGAGCCGCCGUCACAACAACCCUUCGUCGGACCACCACCGCGAGCAACCACCGUGUCUUCGGAAGCCAAUGCGGACUCCAGCCGCACAGCCACGACCAUCACCUCGGAAAGGAGGAAUCAGAGGAGCUUAAGUAGAUUUGAUUUGUUGGUUCUGUUUGGUACAGGGGAAAGAUGGUUUCCGAUUGAGGGUAGCUACAGCGCAUACUGCUGCCUAGAUGGAGGGGAAACUGUCGAUUGCUAGAUGCGCAAAAACCACUUCUAUUCUUUUUGUCUUUUGCAUAAGAGCUGAUACGAAAAUGUAUCAGUUUUUGCUUCUGUUUGCAUUUUGUUAUGUGUUUUCUGGGUGGAAGGAAAUGGACAUUGAAGUCACGUUGGGUGUAUUUUGAUUAACAGAUGAAGUCACAGAAGAAGCAAACGACUAUGUACUGAUCAAACAUCCCUCAUGCAUAUCCAGACAACAUUAUUCAUUCAUACCCAACAUCAUUCAUUCAUAUCUAGACUCAUAACAGAGGGCAUGCAUUCACAUAAGGCAAAACCAAGAGCUUAAACAAGGAAACUUACCUUCGCAGCUUCAAAAGAACUCUUCCUUUUGGGUUCUAGUUCCCUCUGUCUUCUUGACUGGAAUUUUCCUUUGCUUUCCAAUGGUCUUGCCGACGUAAGAAGGUUGAAUGGGAGGUUCAAGGAUGGCAACCAAAAUGAAGGCAAUUGGUUCCCUCUUAUCUCCGUGAGGUCUCUCUCCUAAGCCAUGAUGAUCUGUGUCAAAGGUGAGUCCUCAAUACUCUGUGGCUGUGAUGGUGAUUAUGGCCUCUGAGAUGGUGAAUACGACUGUGAUAAUGGGUAUUGGAGGUGGAUGAUUCACGCUGUUGGAGCCACCCUGGUUGGGUGUUGGAGGUUUUUUCUUUUUAUCUGUGAAUCGAGGAAGUUGCUUCCAAGUUCUCUGUUUCGUCCCUUUUUCUGCUAUGAGAUUUCUUCAAAGUCAAAGGCGUGUCUGUCCAAUGGUUGCUCCCUGCAACCCAGCCACCUUCUCUGCUCUCAUGUUCUCAUGGACAGAGACGAUCUUUCCGCUUUUGGUAGUAAGCCAAAGAUAGUGUAGGUCUGUCUCUAUUGCGUCCAUGGCCGAGCAAAAUAUUUGCACCCAAAAGGAGACAUCGUGCAAAAACGAGAAGAAUAGCAAAGUUGACCUUUGUGAUUUUACUUUUUCAUUUUUCAUUUUUUUUGUCAGCAGUACAGUGGAAAUAAUUAUAUAAAA